Messenger RNA from Kogia breviceps (pygmy sperm whale), 1701 nucleotides. RefSeq names its product ubiquitin carboxyl-terminal hydrolase 10-like. NCBI's taxonomy places the organism in Eukaryota, Metazoa, Chordata, Mammalia, Artiodactyla, Physeteridae. The record is from RefSeq and is a predicted model, not a curated record.
UAUGUGCGGGCGAGAAGAUGGCGGCGGCGGGGGAAGCAGCGUGAGGAGUCGGACGAGCGCCGAGGCUCAUUGAAACGGGCCGCCAUGGCCCUCCGCAACCCGCAGUAUAUUUUUGGAGAUUUUAGCCCUGAUGAAUUCAAUCAGUUCUUUGUGACUCCUCGCUCUUCAGUUGAGCUUCCUCCGUACGGUGGAGCAGUUCUGUGUGGCGCACAGGCCGCUGGUGAGCUGCCCGAUGGGCAGGACUGUCAGAGAAUUGAAUUUGGUGUUAAUGAAGUAAUUGAACCCAAUGGCGCUUUGCUGAGAACUCCCACCUACAGUAUUUCAAGCACAUUGAAUCCUCAGGCCCCGGAAUUUAUCCUUAGUUGCACGACUUCCAGAAAGAUCCCCAGUGACAUCGAUAAAGAAGUGAACUACAGCUCAGCUGACUGCCAGUACCCAGGCUCUGCCCUCGCCCUGGAUGGCAGCUCUAACGUGGAGGCGGAAGUUUUAGAGAAUGAUGGCGUCUCGGGUGGUCUUGGACAAAGGGAGCGUAAAAAGAAGAAAAAACGCCCCCCUGGAUAUUACAGUUACUUGAAAGACGGCGGCGAGGGUGGUCCUUCCACAGAAGCCCUGGUCAAUGGCCAUGCCGGUCCAGCAGUCCCCAACAGUGUAGGCACGGAGGAUGUGGACUCGAUGGGUGAUGUGCCCCCCGUGGGGACACCCAGGACUUGGGGCAGCCCCCAGGACACCACGGACUUCGUCAGCGACGCCGUGCCUGCUGGUUCUUUCCCCGGAGCCCUUGACAGCGGGGCCAGGACUGCAGGGCAGCCUGAGGGCUGCCCCGGGGCCAACUUGGAGCCCUCUCACCUCCCUGCAGAGGCCAGCAGGGACACCCUGUUGAGGACAGCUGUGGCUCAGCCUGCCGUUGGGACCGAUACUACUGAGAACCUUGGAGUCACUAACGGACAAGUACUAGAAUCCUUGGGUGAGGGCACAGCUGCCAACGGGGUGGAGUUGCACACUGUGGAGAGCUCGGACUCGGACCCCGCCAAGGCCGAGAGCGGCCCCCCUCGCGCGGACACCCCGGCCUCUGCGGCAGCCACCGCUCCUGCUGGUCAGAGUCAGCCCGCCAAGUCGUGGGCCAGUCUUUUUCAUGAUUCUAAGCCCUCUGCCUCCUGCUGCUGCUGCUAUAUCGCCCUUAGUGUGUACAGUUCACCAAUCAAGAUGAAGGUGCCACCACUGAUAUUAAUAGCCUUGGUGGAGCCGUGGUACACCUCCCACAGAAUACCUGCAGCUCAUGAACCAGAGAGUUAUGACAUUGAUCCUACAAUAUCUGAAGCUUAUGGUCACAGAGAGAAGGCAGAUUCCGUGGAGCCCCCGGGAGAGGGACAAAAGGUAGGCUUGGUGGUCUAUCAGAAAGUUUUGGAGAGUGUUUCGGCCCUGAGGUUAGUGGAAGACAGAAAUGUUCCUCUUAGAUCUCUUGAAUCGUCCGCCAUUUCCAUCCUAGCCGGUGGGCUUCGAGGCUUCUCAGUCCCUGAACCCCCAUCCCAGGCCACUGCCUCGGAAGCCCUGGAGGUGGGGCUGCGCCUGCCGGACACCCGCCCCCUUCGCACGGUGGACGCUCAAGGGAACUCCACGGGGGUGAUCUUAGUAACAACUGUAGUAACAGCCUUGACUUCUGCUAAGUCUACACCUUGCCCUGGCCUUGCACAGGUGACCUAA